Molecule: messenger RNA, 1683 nt
Organism: Verruconis gallopava
Lineage: Eukaryota; Fungi; Ascomycota; Dothideomycetes; Venturiales; Sympoventuriaceae
Exons: 2
Coding region: 1-1683 (560 amino acids)
Biological process (GO): secondary metabolic process
Molecular function (GO): CoA-ligase activity
Source: RefSeq, a predicted model, not a curated record
AUGCCGCUGCCGAUGAAUGGACGAAGACAGAUUCCUACACAGGAUAUCGUGUCUUACAUCCUUGACAAUCCUCAGUACGAUGUAGACAAGCCAGUAUAUCGUGACCCUGAGGAUGCGAACCACUUUUUCUCUCACCGUAUGGCUACAGCAAUGAUACGUCGUUUGAUUGCCGGGUUCCGUGCCACUGGUCUAAAGAAAGGCGAUACAAUCCUUGUUCAUUCGUUCAACUCCAUAUACUAUCCCAUCGUAAUUCUUUCGAUCAUUGGAGCCGGCUUCGUCUUUGUUGGAACGAACCCGUCAUAUACCCAGACGGAACUCAAUCACGCCAUCAAAAUCGCGAAAGUCAAACUUGUGCUCUCAGAACCGGACAUAUUACCAAACGUUGAGAAGGCCUUGCGGAGCAAUGGCAUGAAUGUUGGAGAUAGGCUCUUAAUUCUAAACACAAGAAGCGGUCAGGUGCUUCCUCAAGGCUAUAAAUCAUGGAAAUCGCUCUGCGAGAAUGGCGAACAAGAUUGGAUCCGAUUUGACGACUAUAACCUUCAAUAUAACACGACUGCAUGUCUUUUCUUCACCUCUGGAACGACUGGCCUCCCAAAGAGUGCAAUGACAUCUCAUCGCAAUUUGCUUGCUCAACAUCUUCUCUGGUCGGAAUUCACAAGGAGGCCCUACCCCAUAAGGAUGGUACAAACAUUUCCGAUUUUCCACAUUGGCUCUUUUGUCCUCGCUGUUUGUACUCAACUUAAAGAAGGUCGUGAGAUGUACGUUGUCAAGCGCUUCGAGGUCGAGCAAUAUCUCUAUCUACAUGAUCAGCAUAAACUGACGGAGGUCUUCAUGGCACCACCAAUGGUCAACCAAAUAGUCAUGAGCCAGAUGGCAGAUCCGAGCUCAACAAAGUUCCGGUACAGUCUCAAGUCUGUUCGUUCCGGAUAUGUUGGCGCGGCGCCUUUGUCACCGGACUUGCAGAAGAGAUUUCAUGCAUUGUUAGCGCAUGACGCGAGAUUCACGCAGGUUUGGGGAAUGACAGAGUCCACAUCAAUGAUUACUGGUGUGCCAGGGGACAUUGCAGAUAAGACGACGCAAGGCGAGUUGGACACGUGGGGAAAUGUGGGCACCCCACUACCAGAAUUGAGCGUUAAACUUAUUGAUGAAGAGGGCAACGAUGUGACACACACUAUUGGGAAAGGCGAAGCAUGCGUGAAAGGCCCCACGGUGAUCAGAGGAUACUACGAAAACGAGAAAGCAAACAAGGAUUCCUUUGAUGGUGAGGGAUAUUACAGAACAGGGGAUGUGCUGCAGCUUGACCCGAAGACCAACCUCCUUUAUGUUGUAGAAAGAAUGAAAGAGCUUAUUAAAGUCCGCGGAUUUCAAGUUGCGCCUGCGGAGCUUGAAGGUGUUCUCACCAGUCAUCCUGAGAUCAUAGAUGCUGGAGUCAUUGGUGUGCCCGAUGAUGAGAGUGGCGAGCUUCCUAGAGCGUAUGUUGUCCUGAGAGAGGGGAGCAGGUUGACCGAGGCCAAAAUCAAAGCGUACGCAGCGGAAAGGUUGGCAAAAUACAAAGCCCUGCAUGGUGGUGUGAUCAUUGUGGACAGUAUACCUAAAUUAGCGAGUGGAAAGAUUCUGAAACGCGUGUUGAGAGAGUGGGCUAAAGAAGAAAAGAAGGGUAACACCAUCAGCGCAAAGUUAUAA